UUUGCUGCAAAACACCCUCCCCACCCUUGCGGAGAAAGAGUCUUUUGUGCAGCACCCUUUAAAGGGAGACUCGUCCCACUUGGGUUCUGUCUUCUGGUGCAGGGUUACAGGCAAGUUUAUUAGAGCAUCGCCAUGAAGUUCGUCCCCUGCCUCCUGCUGGUGACCUUGUCCUGCCUGGGGACCUUGGGUCAGACCCCGAGGCAAAAGCAAGGAAGCAAUGGGGAGGAAUUCCACUUCCAGACUGGAAGGAGAGAUUCCUGCACUAUGCGCCCCAGCAGCUUGGGGCAAGAUGCUGGAGAAGUCUGGCUUCGCGUCGACUGCCACAACACAGACCAGACAUACUGGUGUGAGUACAGGGGGCAGCCCAGUGUGUGCCAGGCUUUUGUUGCUGACCCUAAACCUUACUGGAACCAAGCCCUGCAGGAGCUGAGGCGCCUUCACCAUGCAUGCCAGGGGGCCCCAGUGCUGAGGCCAUCCGUGUGCAGGAAGGCUGGGCCCCAGGCCCACAUGCAGGUGACUUCCAGCCUCAAGGGCAGCCCAGUGCCCAACCAGCAGCCUGAGGCUGGGACGCCAUCUCUGAGACCCAGGGCCACAGUGAAACUCACAGAAGCAACACAGCUGGGAAAGGACUCAAUGGAAGAGCUGGGAAAAGCCAAACCCACCACCCUACCCACAGCCAAAGCUACCGAGCCUGGACCCAGGCCUGGAGGGAAUGAGGAAGCAAAGAAGAAGGCCUGGGAACACUGUUGGAAACCCUUCCAGGCCCUGUGUGCCUUUCUCAUCAGCUUCUUCCAAGGGUGACAAGUGAACUACAGAGCUGACCUCUCCCUGACAGAGAACCAUCUCUUUUUGUAUUAUGCCGCUUUCAGUCCAACGUUCUCACACUGGAAGAAGGGAGUUUCUAACCAGAUGCAACUGGCCAAAUUCUUGAUCUGCAGCUUCUCUGAAGUUUGGAAAAGAAACCUUCCUUUCUGGAGUUCACAGAGUUCAGCAAUAUGAUAGGGAUCAGGUGCUGGUGGGCCCAAGAGUGACAAGCGUACACAUCUACUUUUUAUCUGUAGAAGUUUUGCUUUGUUGAUCUGAGCCUGCUAUGAAAGUUUAAAUCUGUAAGGCAUUCAUGAAUUUCCAGUUUAGCCUUCUGAGCAAGACAUGAAUUUGUCACAUUUCAUUGCAUGGCAACAUGGACUUGGAGUUAGAGGAAGUUCAGUAAAUAGCAGCUAUGUGUGUGCAAAAUAAAGGAAGGAUUUCAGAAA
Messenger RNA from Piliocolobus tephrosceles (Ugandan red Colobus), 1253 nucleotides. RefSeq names its product fibroblast growth factor binding protein 2 (gene FGFBP2). The record is from RefSeq and is a predicted model, not a curated record. Bases 133 to 801 code for a protein of 222 amino acids. Gene Ontology annotation, molecular function: growth factor binding. The transcript has 2 exons. NCBI's taxonomy places the organism in Eukaryota, Metazoa, Chordata, Mammalia, Primates, Cercopithecidae. Gene Ontology annotation, biological process: cell-cell signaling.